Helianthus annuus (common sunflower) is the source of this 3964-nucleotide messenger RNA. RefSeq lists its product as uncharacterized. The transcript has 2 exons. Bases 947 to 2386 code for a protein of 479 amino acids. Lineage: Eukaryota; Viridiplantae; Streptophyta; Magnoliopsida; Asterales; Asteraceae. The record is from RefSeq and is a predicted model, not a curated record.
AAACAACUUGGGGCCAAGCCCAUUAUAUUGGCGGUGAACAUUGAGGAAACAACAUAGACGCAACAUUAUCAGAAGAAUAUUGGGGGACGCAAAUAUACAGGAGGGGAGUUGAAAAAAAAGGCAUCACAGCAGUAGGGAGCUGAACGCAGAUCUUGGGCACGCAAAUAGGAUCAGACGCCCGAAGUCAGCCGGGACGAAUUUUUAGAGAUUAUUGACAAGGGUUAAUGGCUAGAGAAUUAUUGGGAUUGAAAGAGAGCAGCUUGGAAGUCAAAGAAUUUACGGGUUUUUGCUGAUAGUGGAUGCCACAUCUGCGCUCGCACGGACCGCCACCGAAGCCACCAGUCACCGAGUCAUCAUCAUCGUCUCGUUUGGGCCAAGGCCCACAGGUUAGUAUUUCAUCCACAUCUCAGUUUCCCAAUUUCGAUUCCACUCCAUUACCCACCCCACCUCAGUCACCUAAAACCUCACCUAAGGUUCCCCACCCGAUAGCCCUACUUCUAGUACCUCUAGCAAUCCAGUGAACGUAGAACCAAUGGCCAACAAUAGGCAGACCGUCCAUCAGCAAGCCACUCAAAAUUUCACCGGCCUCGCUUCACCCAUCACCGUUCCACCCAUAGUCAAUGAAAACUCAUGGCAGAUUCCAUCUUAUGCCAUGCAAGCCAUCACUAAUACCAUCCAAUUCCAUGGUCGGGACGAUGAGGACGCCCCGACCCACAUCAACCGUUUCUCUCGUAUGCUAGCUACUUUUAGCCUUCACGGUGCACCCAACGAUGCUACCUACCUACAGCUUUUCCCGUUUUCAAUAGCUGGCCGUGCAACUACGUGGUUGGACUCUUAACCAACCGGCACCUUUACCACUUGGGCGGGGCUUGGUCAAGCCUUCUUGAAUAAGUAUUUCCCGCCCGCUAAAGCCUCACGCCUUAGAGAUCAAAUCCACUCUUUUCGUAUGGAGCCCGACGAGCCUUACUACCUUGCUUGGGAGCGUUUCCAAAACCUGUGUGCUCGUUGCUCCCAGCAUGGUCUUUCCGACUGGGCUUUAUGUGAGAAAUUUUAUAACGGUCUCACCCAAGAGACUCGUGAUCGUUUUGAUACUAAUGGGGGGCAUAUGAUGGGUAUUCUUACAGUUGCUGAAUGUUUAGAGCGUUUCGAGGCAUUUGCUCAGUCUCAAUCGCGAGCCGAUCAGCGGUAUCAAAGUGGUAAUUCUAAUACCAUUACUAGAGCACCCACCCGAGGGGUGAACCAUGUCACCAUGGAUCCUAGUUUAGCCGCUGUUUUGGAAAACAUGACUAGGGAGCUUAAGGAAAUUAAGGCAAAGGUAGAUAAGUGUGAGUUUUGCCGAGGGGGUCACGAUACAAGUGCGUGUCCAUUGCUAGUUGGUGAGGAGCAAGUUGAUUCUGUAGGAGGAGGUCUAGGUGGAGGUCAACCUAGUGGUUUUGGAAGUAAUCUUAAUUCGGGUUGGCGAAAUAAUAAUAAUAAUAUUAAUAAUAUUUUUCGCUCAAAUGGACCUCCUGGUUUUCAAAUAGCUCAAAAUCCAAAUAGGGGUCUAGGUUCACUCUUUGGUGGGGGUUCAAAUGGACAAUUCAACAAAGGGUUCAAUGGGCAGGUCAAGGAUGGGGGGUCGAGUAGUCAGGUUCAAACAGGUCAGGAUUCAAGUUAUGAUCUAGGGGGUAGUCUAGAAAGAAUGGAGGCAAUGAUGAGCCAACUAGUUGUUAGGGACCAAACCACCCAAAAGAAACUUAGCGAACAUGACCUUAUGCUUAAGAACCACCAAGUUGCUUUACAAGACCUUCAAAGGGUUGUUGGUGAUAUGUCUAGGAAGUUAGAGGAAAGAUUACCCGGUCAGUUUGCGGGUAACACCCAACCUAACCCGAAUGCUCAUGUAAAGGCCAUUACCACUCGUAGUGGCAAAACAGUAGGGGACCCUAGUAUUGAAGAGAGAGUAGUUGAUAAGGAUGGGGAUAUUGUCGACGAGGAGAUAGAGAUGGAGGCUCCCGGCGAAGUGCAAAAGAGGCUAGGCCCAGCAAGUACCGCACAGCCCGGUGAGUCUCAAGUUGAGAAGGAAGUUGAGAAAACGUCCGUAGAUGUUAGACCUUCACCCUUAGUAGACCAUUCUAGAGUCCCGUUCCCUUCACGCCUUAGAAACCAAAAAUACUCAAUGGAAUACCGGCAAUUUUUAGACAUCUUCAAGCAAUUGAAGAUUAAUCUACCUUUCAUAGAGGCACUCCAGUCCAUGCCUAAGUAUGCAAAAUUCUUGAAAGAUCUUCUUAGGAAUAAAGAGAAGUUAGGGGAGUUGUCCAACGUUCCGUUGAAUGGAGGGUGUUUGGCCGUUGUCUCAAAUCAGCUACCCGAAAAGCUUACCUUUCACUAUUCCUUGUCUUUUCGGUAGUAACACAAAUACUAGAGCCUUAGCCGACCUAGGUGCUAGCAUUAAUUUGAUGCCCUUUUCUCUUUACGAGAAGCUAGACUUAGGCGAGGUUUCACCUACCCGAAUGACAUUAUCCUUAGCUGAUAGAUCUGUGAAACAUCCUAGGGGUAUAGUAGAGAAUUUGCUUGUUAAGGUUGACAAGUUCGUUUUUCCGGCCGAUUUUGUAAUUCUCGACAUGGAAGCCGAUGAAAACGUACCGUUAAUUUUAGGACGCCCGUUCUUGAACACCACUAAAGCUCUCAUAGAUGUCUCUUUAUGCACCAUCACACUUAGAGCGGGCGAGGAAUCGGUAGUUUGUAAGGUUAUGAAUUCGAGAGGGCCUAGUGAUAGAGUGGAGGCGGUAUCAUUAAUGGAGAGUGUGAGAAGGAGAAGAGAGAUGAGGAGAAGGUGGUGAGUGAUCCGAGUCUAGAGAAAGUAAUAGGACUCAAGUGUGGGGACCCACCGGAUAGGAGAGUAGAGGAAUUAGAGGAGAGAAUGGUGCGUUUAGAAUCUAAGAUAGAGAUACUGAGCAAGGCUCAGUGUGGGGAUAGAGUUCGAUACGAAGAGUAUAGACUCAAACCGCCAGGUGAGGAGUUGAGAGGUUGUGAGAGAGAUAAGAGUGUUUGGGGCGAUUCGGGCAAUAAUAGGUAUAAUGGUGCUACAGCCCGUGAGUGUGUGUUUGGAGGUGAGCUGCAUCUCUAUGAUCCCCCAUAAGCAUGUGAGAAGUUGUUACUCAUUUGUAGAGUUUGUAUUUUGAGUCUUUUAUUUUGUACCAUGAGUCUGAAUUAGUAGUUUUUGAGUCGUUUUUAGAGUCGGUACUACGUUGGAUUUUGUUUUGCUGUGUUUGUGCAAGUUUGGAUUGUACCACCCGUACUCAAUCUUCAUUCGGGUGAGUUCGGAACUGCCAUAUUGAUAAACCCAAGCAGACUAGGCAACGAUCGCGAAUGAAAUGCUAUACGACCGUUCGUUGGAUUCAAGACUCGUACGGCUGGCACUGACUUUUGUCCUAACCAGCUAAGUCUUUUCCAACUCUCUUUGUAUUUUAUUUCUUUCGUAUUUAUUGUUAGUUUCCAUCUCUGCAUUAGGGACAAUGCAAUCCUUAAGUGUGGGGAUGGAAAACUAUCGUUGAGGUCUUAGUUAGUGAGUCUUGAGUCAAUAAUAUGAAAAAUACAAAAAAAAAUUAAAAAAAUGAAAAAAUACAAAAAAAUGAAAAAUCAGAAAAAUGUCCUUUGAAAUGAGAAGAUUGCAUAUUUAUUCGGAAAAUGAUAGAAAAGAUGAAUUUUUGCUUGGGUUCAAAUAAUAAUAAUAUGAGAUUAAAAUAGAUCGAGCUUGUGUCUAGUUACGGAUGUGUGAAUAGGCCCGGGUUUGGUUUUAAGUCCAUUUGAGCUAAUAUACCUUAAUUGUCGGUCUGCUAGUGGUUUUCGCCUGGGAGAUAUGGGAAAUUGAAACUGCCGAUAAGAGUAUAAGGGACACCGUUAUAAGUUAAAACCGUUAGAAUUUUUUUAUCAAGAAAAAAUAGUGAAAAAAAAAUAAAAUAAUGAGCUAGAAACUAAAUGAAAG